AUGAACUCGGAAGUUACUUCGGAGGUUACUAUGGAGGUUACUUCGGAGGUUACUAUGGAGGUUACUUCGGAAGUUACUAGAGAGGUUACCAGCUUACCCAACAGACAGUCACAUAUCGGUGAAAUAGCCAUUACAACUCUUAAGGCUACCAUCACUGUUGGUGAAACUAUUGGUGAAAUGCUACCGUUUGCAGCAGCUGCUUGUAAACUAGCAAAUCAAAUUAUAGAAAUGGUAGAGUCAGCUCAACGUCAUAAAGAACUCUGUAAGAAAUUAUCGGGAAGAAUUCAAAAAGCGACGAUACGAAUAAAAGAAAAUCAUCCAACAAAAGAUGCAAGCCUUGCGAUCCAAGUUUCAUAUCAAAACUAUAAACAGAUUUUAGAAGAAGCUGUUAAGUAUAUUAGAGAUUUGAUUAAGCCAGGGACUUUUAGUCAGAGAACUUUAAAAAGAUUUAAAUCCUUUCUAGGAUCGAAAGAUAUGUUAGAAUACCAUGACGAUCUGGCUCGACGAUUAGAUGCAGCAAUUCAGGAACUACAGCUAGAUUGUAUUCUUGAUACAAACAAAAAAGUUACCUGCAUGAAGGGUAAAAUGGACGAAAUAGAUUCUAACAUCGAAAAAGUUAUCAGCGUAAAGGAUACAGUAGAAAAAUUAGGUUCUGAUACCGAAAAAGUUCUUGCUCAGCUAGCAAUGUUAACAAAAGGCGCUAAAUUCGGAAGAUCGAGGAUAUAUAUUGAUCAGUCAAGAGUUAUCGAUGAUGGUGAUGAUACGGAAAUCAAAGGGAAAAAUAAAAAUAUUAAAAAAAUGUUGUUCGACGGGUGUGUCGCGGUAGCUGUAUAUAAAGUGCCGACUAGGGAUAAUGUUGAUAAUGUUCAAGCUGAGCGACAAAAAAAUAUUGAUUAUGUUCAUGCUGAGCGACAAGCAAUGAUUUUAAAAGAACUAAGUGCCUGUGAAAAUAUAGAGAACUUUCAAGGUUUAAUGAAAAAAGACGAAGAGUUAUAUGUGGUGACUAGAUGGGCCGCGAAUUAUGAUCUCGAAAAGUAUCUUCGUUCAGACAUAGAGAUUCUAUGGGAACAAAAAUUAAAGUUCGCAGAAGGUAUCGCAGCUGCUCUCAAAUUUUGCCAUGAAAAUGAUAUUUUUCAUCAUGAUGUUAAAAGUGCGAAUGUAUUAUUAGACGAACAUUUAAAUGUGAAACUUAGCAAUUUUGGUAUGGCACGCUUCUUUGACGACAUAACGACAUCAGUAACGGGCCAAAUGAAGAGUAUUAGAUGGACUACGCCCGAAAAAUUAAAGAACCCCUGUGUUCCUUACUCUAAAGAAAUGGAUGUAUAUGGUUUUGGAAUAGUAAUGUGGGAAAUUGCAGCAAGAAAAGAGCCAUUUUACCAAAUCGAAAUUGAUAUUAAUGUUCCCGACAUGAUUAAAAAUGGCGAGCGUCCAUCACCGAUCCCGAACGAUAUUAUACCAGAAUACGAAGAGAUAAUGAAAUGGAGUUGGGUCGAAGCUUUCCAUCGUCGCCCCACCAUGUAUCAGAUAUCUUGUGAAUUGCAUGGGCUUUGUAAGAAAUAUAAAUCACCCUUUCAAGGGAACGGUUCUAACACUUCACUAUCGACUACACUUUCAGAAAUUAAAAAAUUUGAUUUUAAAGCCCAAAUCAAUGAAGAUGAGCCUGUCAAACCACAUACUCGGCCAGCUUGGAAAGAUGUCACUAUGGCCCUUACCAACAAGAACUACAAAGAGGCAAUAGAGAGAUUAGAACUAUACGCUCAAAGUGACGCCAAAGAAGCAAAUUUAGCCAAAUACUAUGCUGGCAAACUGCUAUACGAAGGACAUCAUGGCGUGACCAAAGAUGAAUUCAAGGCUUUGGUUUACUUGUCUGAAGCAGCAGAAAAAUUACCAGUUAGCAGUUUUAGUGAAUUUGCUCCCAUGGCUCAAUAUUUAUAUGCGGAUUUAUGCCUAAAGGGUGAAAGAUAUGAUCGGGAAAAUGGUAUAAAGUAUUUAGAGAUGGCUGUAAAAGCAUCCGAAAAGAACGCAUUAUUUUUGUUUGGUACUAUUCUGUGGAACGGUGAACAUGGAUUUCAGAUUGAUACUGUUAAGGCUAGAGAAAUGUUUAAAUCAUCAAAGAGUCGUAAAGCGCGUGAGAUGUUAAAAAUAAUUGAGGCUGAGAAAAAAACUACUGCAUAA
Molecule: messenger RNA, 2175 nt
Organism: Ambispora gerdemannii
Lineage: Eukaryota; Fungi; Glomeromycota; Glomeromycetes; Archaeosporales; Ambisporaceae
Source: the annotation of a GenBank genome assembly